AUGAUGCGACGUUUGCAGUACGUUCACUGUCCUUAUUGGCUAUGGCCUUCGGUGUCCACAGCAGGAUUUCCUCAGUAUUCCUUACACCGCAGAGUUUCAUCGGGAGGAGGGAUUGAGAAGAAUAACUCCAACGUGAUUCCCUUGUUGAGGAUCCCGAGCGCAUCGAAUCUGGUCUUGAACGCACCUACGAAUAUCCAACCUUACUUGCGUCUAAUGCGCAUCGACAAACCGAUCGGAACGUGGCUACUUUAUUGGCCGUGCACAUGGUCUAUCGGGUUAGCUACGCCAGCAGGAGAGCUACCUUCUCUAUACUAUCUAACACUUUUUGGAGCUGGUGCACUACUAAUGCGUAGUGCCGGCUGUGUUAUCAACGACUUGUGGGAUAAGGAUUUCGACAAACAGGUUGAACGCACAAAGAUGCGGCCCUUAGCAUGUGGAGCACUCACUCAAAGGCAAGCAUUGGCUCUCCUGAGCGGUUUGUUGUGUGCAUCUUUCUCAAUUCUGAUGCAGAUGAACUGGUUUAGCGUGGUUGUUGGUUCAACUUCAAUGCUUCUUGUGGUUGGGUAUCCAUUGGCGAAGAGAUACACUUACUGGCCACAGUUUAUCCUGGGAGCCACCCUCAACUGGGGUGUGUUGAUUGCGUGGGCUGAGAUGAUGCCUCAAGAUCAGUUUUAUACCGUAUUUCCGCUGUACUUCGCUACAGUGUUUUAUACUGUAAUAUACGACACAAUAUAUAGCCAUCAGCACUUAGAUAAUCUUACUGCAGGACUCACGUUCAACUGGGGUGCUCUUCUGGGCUGGUCUGCUAUUCAAGGGUCGCUUAGCAUUGCGCCGGUCGCCCUCUAUCUAGCCGCCCUUCAGUGGACUCUCAUCUACGACACUAUUUAUGCACAUCAGGAUAAAGCAGAUGACAUAAUGAUAGGAGUGAAGUCUACUGCUUUACGAUUCGGAGCUGCAACAAAGUAUUGGCUAGGCGGCUUCACUAGUGUAACAGUUGCUGGUCUAGGAAUUGCUGGAUAUUUAGCGGAGCAGACGUGGCCAUAUUAUCUUGCUUUGGCUGGUACAGCAGCACAGCUAACAUGGCAGGUCGGAACUGUCAAUAUCGAUGAUACCAGUGACUGUUGGCGGAAGUUCAAAUCCAACCAAUGGAUUGGAGCUGUUUUAUUUACUGGAAUAGUCGCCGGCACAUUUUUAAAACAAAAGAGUGAAGAACAACAUAUGAAAAUCGAUGAAACAGAUGAAUUUUGA
Molecule: messenger RNA, 1248 nt
Organism: Angiostrongylus costaricensis
Lineage: Eukaryota; Metazoa; Nematoda; Chromadorea; Rhabditida; Metastrongylidae
Source: the annotation of a GenBank genome assembly